CUAUUUGAAACGAAAGGCGUGGCCUGUUUGGUGCAGGGCUGGUUUCAGUUAGGUCCUCUAGGCAGAUAUAAAACGCUCUAACUCGACAUUGUUUUAUUUGACUUGCCCUGUCGGUUGUAGACAUUUAAAAUUAAUACACAAUACAAAUCAUGUCUGGAAGAGGUAAAGGCGGAAAAGGACUCGGUAAAGGAGGUGCGAAGCGUCACCGUAAAGUUCUGCGUGAUAACAUCCAGGGAAUCACCAAACCCGCCAUUCGCCGUCUGGCUCGCCGUGGUGGUGUGAAGCGUAUCUCUGGUCUCAUCUACGAGGAGACUCGCGGGGUGUUGAAGGUGUUCUUGGAGAACGUGAUCCGCGAUGCCGUCACCUACACCGAGCACGCCAAGAGGAAGACCGUCACCGCCAUGGAUGUGGUGUACGCGCUGAAGAGACAGGGACGCACUCUGUACGGAUUCGGGGGUUAAACGGGUCAAAACACCAACACAACGGCUCUUUUAAGAGCCACCCAACAUUUCACUGAAAGAGUCUAGAACCAGCCAGAUAUUCUUUGCAUUUUUCUUCAACUAGAUGCGCUAAUAUGCAUUCAAAUUUAGUUUAAGUUGAGGUGAGUAGUAUUUCGGUGGUAAUUGGCAUGGGUACUGAAACACAUGUUUGUGUAGAGUAUUAUAAUGUGUAUUAAACAUGAGGUCUGAAUUCACUAGUGCUUGACCACUGUUUAAGCCGUGUAAUGUGUUGUGGUGCCAUUAUUGAUAUACUUAAAUCAAGCCUAAUGGCAUUUAUAGUGUUCGCCUUUUAAAUGGAACAAACUGUCGACGAGGAAAUUUGUGUAAAUAUGGCCCAAAUCAGAAUGGAAAUUCAUGAUCUCUAAUGACGUGAAUAAUACAAAGCAAGGGGCGACAUUGAGUACUGUUAGUGAUUACACUUAUGCACUGUAGCGAAAUUUGGUUCAGCAUUUAAAGCCGAAUGAUAAGACAUGAAGAGAAAUCCACGAGAGUCUGCAAGCACAGUUUGAACCUAAACCAAUAAAACAUCAAAUUAGUGAAA
Danio rerio (zebrafish) is the source of this 1041-nucleotide messenger RNA. The record is from RefSeq and is a predicted model, not a curated record. NCBI's taxonomy places the organism in Eukaryota, Metazoa, Chordata, Actinopteri, Cypriniformes, Danionidae.